AAGAAAUCGUGUAUGUAGAAAUGUUACGAGAAGCAGGGCUUUUAUCACGGCAGGGACAUCUCGAACUCGGAAGCUAGCAUGUAAUGGAGAGCUCACUUGGCGAGUUAAUAGAAGUUCAACUCAUCUUUUAGCGCGGCACAGACCAGGUUCGCAGCUGCUUCAAAUAUUUGAGGCUUCCUGUCAUUUUCGGAGUGCUUCCAAGUUUGCUUUUCUUAUUCUGAGUAAUUUAUCGUGUGCGUAACGAGUUAUUGUGUCAUCAAGCCAGAAAAGCAACUGUACAGCAAAGAACCUAACAAAACACAAGAAAUCGACCGCGAACAAGGAGGUUGUAAAGGUACAAUUCGUUUAUUCCUCUUGAUAUUGACACGACCAAGCCGAAAAUACGACAAUCUCGCGAGCUUCGGUUACUAUUGAGUCACGUUCAGUUAAUUCAAAGCGAGAGGUAAGCCUGGAAUUUUCCAUACCCCCGAAAAAAGCUCUAUUUUCGAUAGGGUUAUCGCAACAACCAUCUGUUCCCAUCUGUUUGCUGAAGAGGAAAAGUUUAAUGCGAUGCAAAUAUGUUUAUUUGCGUUCGGCAACAGAAGACAUCCUUUCUUUUCUUGUGCGCGUUUGAAUGAUCCACCCGGCGGAAGAAGAUUUUUCAUUGAAAAUAAAACAGCUAUUAAAGGAACGGAUCUUGUAAGAGGCGGUUUGCUUUAAUGGCUCGCUAUCUCGCUUCGCCACAGGCAGAGGAGUGGUCGUUUCAGUAUUGCCACAGGGAUGAUGAAUAAUAAACUUAUCUACCGGUCGGUCUGAUAUACUUUGGUAUAAACUAUGGGAAGGCGAGCGAUCGUGGUUUAAGAGACGAGAGGUUAUCGUAGGUUUAAGAAAGGUUUAUGAUAAACUGUCUGCAUGUCACAGCUUUCUGAGGUGUUUGUGCGACAGCCUUUGGUUUAAGACACUGAAGAGGCUUUUAUGUCUUAUGACGAGAAGAUGGGUAAAAUAUUAAACUAAUAAACCUCAAUUUGGUGCGAAAAUUGCGCGUUUAUGGCAAACAAAUACCGGAAAUGGUACGUAACUCAGCCUUUGUCAAAAACUGUCAAGCUCACGUCAGGUUUAAUGAAACUCUUCAAAUGCGCAGCUUAAAUGAAUGCGAUUGUACAAAGCAAUAGAGAGAUCUUUAUCAAACCACCUCGGGGCAUUCGGACUUCUGGCAUAGUCGUUUUGCCCCUAGGAUAAGCCAAGACGGUCAUUCAAAGGCCAGACCAAUGACCAUUAAAGACAGCGCAAAAAAAACGACUCUCCGCCUUUCAGGAACGUGCGCUGAGAAAUGAUUGGUGAGGCGGCGAAAUUUAAUAAGCCUUAAUUAGUUUCCAUGGCAACGGAUAUGAAUAGGUGUCAAUCAAAUUGGGUUUCCUGCAGUAAAGCGGACCGAUCACAGAAGUCAGGUGGUAGACUCCAGUGUUGCAGUUUAGCAUUUCUAUUGUUAUUUCCACUCGUGUGUUAAGAUAAGAGAAAGUCUGCCUCCCUUAAGUAAUUUACAUGCUUUUACAGCGUAUUAAUAUCUCGGCGCGUUUGAACGAGGCCGAGCGCGGGUUUCACGGCAGAAUCAUUUGAAGCCAAGGGGAAUGUGGUAAGAGGAGAAAACACCGAUCUUACCUUGAAAGAUUAUUCAGACACAGUCAAAUACCUCGAACAACUGCAAGAAAUCAAUCUGAAAACCUUCACCGCAGAACUCGAUAGAAAAGAAACUGGAAUUUCAGAGGAGACAGCCAACAGGGCUCUGAACUCCCCUGUGCCUUUCAACAGCAUAAUGUAUGGAUCCAGAAGUGGGCUCUACGCAGGUCGAGUGUCAGGGCCAAAAUUUUCGGGCGAAACACACGAAGACCCUGUAGCGUCAAGAAUGAGAAAUUACAGUAGAAGUUAUGACUCUUUUGAUCGCGCAGAAAUAACUGGUGGCGCCGGCAAUGGAAGAAUGAUUAAUCCACCGGAGAGAAGUACUGCAGCCAUGUUUGAUUAUCAUUACACGGAUCACAAUACACAUGGUGGAAUGUCCACAUCAAGCGGUGUUAAGUUGCCAAACGUGAACACCGCGCAAAAUGGAUUUGCCACAGAAAGUGCAGCUAUGCAUUAUUCUCAAGGUGCUGGAGGUGAAUCUUUUCUUCCUUCUCCCCAGAACUGUCCACAGCCAGUAAACAUUAACCCUCUAGCUGGCUUAUCAGAGCUGGCCGAAAAGGCAAACUUUGAGUCUGAACUCGCCAGGGAUGGCGUCGCUCAGUCUCGGUUUAGCUCUCAAGGAAGUCGCGGCCAAAUAAAUCGCCCGGCUCGUCAGUACAGCUACCCAGAAGCACCGCGUACUCGCAGUUGGUCAAGUUCGGGUUCUGAUGGCGUUGGAAGUUACUUUAACGGCCGGCAACAGUCAUUUCGAGCUGACAACUUCUCGCCAUCCCUGUCAACAGGGAGUUCAGUGCUAUCUGACUCGGAUCUUGGCAGUCCAUGCCAUUCGACACGAGCACGGCAUUUCUUUCCGUACAGCGAGUCUGAUUCGGACCUUUCACCGACGGAACCGAGCCCUGGCUAUGCGUAUGAUAGAAACAGGGCAUACCAGAACUAUAAUCCGAGAUCGUUUGCGAAUUACCGGGUGUGGAGUAACCAGGCUGAAUCCAUCACUCCCAACGUCACUGUUGUACCGGAUCCGAGGAGCAAAUUAUCGCCACUGUUCAAGUCUGGAAGCCGAACGACGAAAUCCGAGCAAAUUCUCAAAGAACAUUUGCAAACAUUUGGUAAGUUUUUGUCUACGCCAGCGGACAAAGACGACGAGAAAGCUUCCCUGGCAGAGAAUGAGAAAAAAUGGAACAGCGGAGAGGAUUCAGUGAGAGAAAAGAAGCCUCCCACGAGCUCAUCAAAUGCUUUAAAGGAAUCGCUUCCCAGCGAAGAGAGCAGUGUAUUCCCUUGCAAAUGGGUUGGGUGCGAUGGACUUUAUUCAGAGCAAGAUGACUUAGUGCGGCAUAUAGAGAAAGUUCACAUCGACCAAAGAAAAGCCGAUGAUCUUUAUAUAUGUUACUGGAAGGAUUGUAGCAGGCAGCGCCGCGCUUUCAACGCCAGAUACAAAUUGGUGAUUCACAUGAGAGUACAUUCGGGUGAAAAACCCAACAAGUGUACGUUUCCAGGAUGUAAUAAAGCAUUUUCCAGGCUUGAAAAUCUGAAGAUUCACAUGCGAUCACAUACUGGUGAAAAACCAUACCUUUGCCAACACCUAGGCUGUCCUAAGGCAUUCUCAAACUCAUCUGAUCGGGCUAAACAUCAAAGAACACAUCAAGAUACGAAGCCAUAUGCCUGUCAAGUACCAGGCUGCCCCAAGAGAUACACAGACCCUAGCUCACUAAGAAAACACUUCAAACAACAUGCUAAUGGAAAGAUGCCUCAACAGAACUCAAAUGGAAAGUCUAAACAGAAACCAAGAGGAAACCGAUCAUCAAAAAGAGAUCUCCUCUGUGCUGGAGUGACAAGACCUUUACCAGAUUUUGGCUAUGUGGAUGAAUUUCAGGCCAGAAAGAGGCAGAAAACAUUGGAUACAUUGCGUCAGACAACUGAGAAAAAAAUGGCACUUGAAAGUGGUUUUGCUCAAGCACACCUGGAUGCUCAGCGAGCUUGGUAUGCAGCAGAAAGUGUUUAUGGGCAGUAUACUCCACCACCAUUGCAACCUGUUGCUAGAGCAAGCACACCAACACCAGAGGAAGAACCUGGAGCACUUCGUUUCACUCAAAUGUUAAGUAGCAUGGAGAUACCAACAUUUGAAGACACACUAAAGCCGUUAUCAAGUGCCUAUUCAUAGCCAAGAGUAAAAUUACAAGUCUGAGAUGUUUUGGGGAGACAUCAUCAAUUAACUUUAAGUAAGGCUAUGAAGCAGCUUUUUUUUUUCCUUCAAGGGAGUAACACUUCCUUCCAGGAUACUUCCUGAUGAAGUAACUUUGCAAGAAUCUGGUUUAGAAGAACUAUUGACCAGGAAACUCAGUAUAAAAGGAUAUUAUACAUGAAAUACUUGAGAUAUCAUAGGUCGGAGAAGAAAGCUAUUUUACUACAAAAACAACUUCAUUUUAUAAGGUACAUAUAUGAUGUACAAAAAAGUUAAUAAUACAUCAGCUUCACUGAUGAAAAAUCAGUUUAUUACAAAGAAAAGAGUAAAAGGUUUCUUGGAGAAUGAGUUUAUCAAAAGAAAUCCACUUUUGUAGACUGAAAAUCAUUUGUACAAUGCAAUGUGUACAACUUGACAGUUGAGUUAAGUUAGCCCUGAAAAAACUUGUAGGUCAACUAUGUACAAGUUUACAAAGUCAAUUUAUUUUUUGAAAGUUGUUCCUCCAUAUAGCCAGAUUGUGAACAGUAAAAAUUAAGUCAAGGAAAGAAAAUCAGAGUCUUAUAUUUUGAUUAAUAUGUUACUCUGGAAGUUACAGGAUAUUCUUUUAGACAUUGCCACAAUGAAAUGUGUGAAUUGGGGGUAAAUAACAUUAAUUAAACCCUUAUGGGCAUGCAAGCACCCAAUACUCAGACAGAUAAAUGGAUAGUUUUGGAAAUCUUGUACAGUCACAAUUAGAAAUAUCACUAGUAGUUUUGUGCAUCUUGAAGAGAAUCAUUUAAUAAUUUAUUGUAAUUUACUUUAGGCCUUGGGAAAAUAGAAUAAUCACAGAUUGUAGAAUAGCCCUAGAAGUUUUUAAAAUCAAGUUAUUUCCCAACCAACAAAUUUUGAAUUGUAGGCAAUUGUUUACUCUGAUUUGUAGCCAAAUUAGAUGAAAUUAGUCCUGAUUUUUUUCCAAACAACAAUAGCAAUCUGAUGUUGGAAGAUAAUUUCUCAUAGUGUGGAUUAAGUAAAAGAGCAUAUGGAACAAACUUCCAAAUGAUACCUUAAGAUAAAAAGAAUUCAGAAUGAAAAUAGCUUCAUAGGUUUCACUUUAAGAUCAACACUAGCACUAGACUGAUUAAAACUCAUUUCACUUUCUGGCCAACCCAUUAAAGACUACCACUACAAUCCUUUUUUUAGGCAUUCUUUUUAGUUCCCUUGAUAGAAGGGAUUUUAGUAUGGAGUAUGCAGUUGCAGACUGUAAAUAUCUCUUAACAGAUCACACUUUCUCAAAUGUAUUUUGUCGAUGCACAUACAGUUAACCACACAUGUAAGCCAAUAUUUUGCCAUAGUUUUGUAACAUCCACUUAUUGUUUCUAUGUUUCUCUCAGUCAUCAAAGAAACCAUGCACUUUGCAGCUAUCAUAGUAUAGUUUUGUUAUACUUCUUUUCAAGAUCCAUGUAAGAGAACAUGCGCAAUGUCAAUAGCAGGAUUUAACUUUUUAAUAAAAGAAAAAAAGAUUUUAACAA
Messenger RNA from Pocillopora damicornis (cauliflower coral), 5343 nucleotides. RefSeq lists its product as uncharacterized. Gene Ontology annotation, molecular function: RNA polymerase II cis-regulatory region sequence-specific DNA binding; DNA-binding transcription factor activity, RNA polymerase II-specific. Gene Ontology annotation, cellular component: nucleus. Lineage: Eukaryota; Metazoa; Cnidaria; Anthozoa; Scleractinia; Pocilloporidae. Gene Ontology annotation, biological process: regulation of transcription by RNA polymerase II. The record is from RefSeq and is a predicted model, not a curated record.